Plasmodium inui San Antonio 1 is the source of this 6693-nucleotide messenger RNA. RefSeq lists its product as hypothetical. Lineage: Eukaryota; Apicomplexa; Aconoidasida; Haemosporida; Plasmodiidae. Gene Ontology annotation, cellular component: cytosolic small ribosomal subunit. Gene Ontology annotation, biological process: translational initiation. Gene Ontology annotation, molecular function: translation initiation factor activity; protein binding; ribosome binding. The record is from RefSeq and is a predicted model, not a curated record. The transcript has 2 exons. Bases 1 to 6693 code for a protein of 2230 amino acids.
AUGAACGAGCUCCUGAUAAGGUCCAAGAGCGGCAUCAAGCUCUACACCUUCGAGCGAAACGAGAACAAUGAGUAUACAGGAAAAAUCACCUUCGAGUACGACGGGUGUAUACACGACGCCCUCUGGUCGUGCGAUGGGAACUCCUUCCUCAUACUGCACUCCGUGGAGGGAUUACUUCUGAUAUCAAACUAUGCCGACAGAGACAACAUAAGAGUGAAUAAAAUUACCUGCCCAAACAGGUACAAGGAACUCUUCACCGACGACAAUAUAAAGUUAAUAAAACAUGUGCAGUGGUCACCAGGCAAUAAAUUUGUCGUUUUCUUUUUCCCCUUUGAGGAGAAAAACUUUGUUUCCAUAGGAAACCUACUUCUAUUUAGUGUGCAGCAUACCAGAGUCCUGUGCUCGUUUAAGAUUCGGAAAAAGAUUUGCAGCAACUGGCCCAUUAUCCACUUCACCACUGAGGACAGAUACUUUUUUCUCGAGAAGAAAUCCAACCUUUAUGUUUAUGAUACCCUCCAGUUGAUCCAAACGAACCCAGAGGUGUUGCACAAUCUGGUAAAUAUAGACAUCCCAAAAAAUUAUCUUUUCACGUGGCAUCAUCCGAAUGUCAUAGCUAUGUAUGUGUCCCCCUAUGUUGGAGAAGACAACGCAAGGUUCUUCAUUGUUCACACGAAGAAUAACUUCUUGGGAGAUGUUUAUGUGUAUAAGAUGCAGGGAUUGUCCUCUUCACUGAGUGAUGUGGAUGGCAUCCAUUUUGGGAAAGAGAAGACUUCUCCCACAAUGGGGGGUCAUCAUAACGGCGCUGGGAUAUCACUCGGUUCAGCCGUCGGUGUUACCACCCCGAAACGAAAGGAAUGGGAAAGCGGUAAUCCGGAAAGGAACGUCUCUCUGGAUCUUCUCAUCAGAAAAAGUUUCGAUAAUCUGGACAAUCUCUACUGCAUGUGGUCACUCAGCGGGAAGCAUGUUAUCCUGAUGGUGUAUACCAACGACACGACGAACAAGUCCUAUGGCUAUGUAAGCAACUGCUACUACUUCUCCCUGAGCGCCAUACAUAUGGGCAUGAGAAAGAUCAACGAAGACGUGGCACAGGAUGUCAAAUGGAACCAAACGAGUGAUGACUUCCUCCUAAUCGAAGGCAAAUCAGAUAAUGCCAUUUUUUUGUAUGACCACAAUUUGAACGUUAAAAUGAAAAUCUCGUCGCAGUACAAAAACACAAUUAAGUGGUGCCCCUUUGGGAAUAUGAUUGCUCUUGGAGGGUUCGGAAACUUAGCAGGGGACAUCAAUUUUUACUUUAAAGAGAAAGACGACACGGUGAUCCUAAUAAAACAAUACAGAGAGCCAUGCACUGUGUUGUGUGAUUGGUCUGCAGAUGGUACUCUCUUCAUGACGGCCUCCACCUACCCCAGGAUGAAGGUGGAGAAUACCUUUAAGAUUUACACAUACGAGGGAAAGCUUGUCAACAGUUACAAUUUUAACGAGCUUUAUGACGUCCAAUGGAAGAAGGCCCCCCCUGGGAUGCUCUCCGAGCCGCCCAAGCCGCAGGCCAACCUGAAGGAUAACAAGCGCAGCGUCUACAAGAUUAAGUAUAUGAAUGUGGAUGGCUCGGUGGGGAGCGGCAUGGGGAAUGGUGUGCUGAACGGACUAGUUAGCUCUCCCGGAGGCGCUCCAACCAGUAUUAACACCCUCAGCAGCGGGAACGCCUCUGACGCGCUGGACGAAGCCACGUUUCAGAAAACCAACGGGGGGGGCGAACCAGGCGAGAAGGACAGGGGUAAAAUUGGCAAGGCCGUGGUGGCUCCUCCUGUUCCUGCCCCUAGCGGUUCGCAAGCGGCGAACGCGGCAGUCGCAGCGCUCGGAAGGAAGAAGAAGGCAGAGAAGGGAGGUAAUGCUUACGACUGGGAUGUAGACUGGAGAAAUAAAAACGUCUCCGGCACGGCAGGAGCGGCAGGGGCAGCAGGAGUAAGUUUGGUGGUCCCCCCCACGGGCGCUGCGGGGGUUACUGGUGUCAACAGCCUCAAUAAAAUUGGCAGUAUGGGGAGCCUCGGCAACGUUAGCCUAGCGAAGCCCCCCGAGGAGAAGCACGACCAGGGAGUCUCCCCCCACAUGGAAAAGAAGUCUGUAGAUGUGUGCGCCCUGAAUGGUAGCGAUGGUGACAUUCUCAGGAAAGAAAACCUCGUUGUUGGCAUGGUAGAAGGACACCAGGAGGACUACUCUGCACGGGGCAUUCCCUCCGCAGAUAGCACCAGUGGCGCAGACGCUCGAGCAGCAGAUGAUAAAAAGAAACAGAAGAAGAAGAAAAAGGAAAAAGAAGAGGAGAAGGAGAAGGAAAAGGAAAACGACAUGAAGUUCCAGGGCGAUGCAGACAAAGGUAGCGGCACCCCAAAACAGGUCACGGCCAACAGUUGGGGCAAUCACCACCCAAGUCAGGACGUCCAGGAUACGACGAGCCUACACUACUACAUGAGCAGAAAUAACAUUGAGGUGGGUAUUCCUCCGGGGGGAUUUCCCUCCAAUGUAUUCCCUGCAAAUGUAUUCCCCCCAAAUGGAUUGCUCCCAAACAGUUUCGCGCUUAAGGGUGGCCCCCCUGGAGACUGGAACGAGCCGAAAACGCACACCAAGAAAGGGGGAUCAAUGGAUGUCGCGCAGUUCCAAAUGGAGAAAGAUGACGGAGAGAAGAAACAGGCGGGGGAGAUUAUCCCGAAGGAUGAGAAGGACCCAGACCAGGAUAAGAAAAAAAAGAAGGAAAAGAUAAAUAAAAAAAAUAAAAGCGAGGCCUCCGACGGAGGCAAUGAGAAUGGCGUCGUUGGCGACUUCCCGUCGGCUGGGGAGGACAAGGUGGCCAGGCAGACAGUGGGGACUGCGGCGGCGACUGCCACGGCAACUUCUAUGACGACCACGCAGGCGAUGGCGCCCUCCCCCGAAGCCGCCAGAACGAAAACCCGAAGCGGCAACACCAUCACGAGCUUCCUGGCCAGAAUAAUGCAGCCCAAGGCUCACGUGCCAGAGAAGCUCACUCCCCCCAACGAUCGCGGCAUGAACGAUCACGACACGAAGGAGCGUUAUGCGAACGAAGUCUACACGAAUGAGCGCAAUGAAACCGCCGUGUGUGUUGCACCAAUGGCCGCAGCGGGGACGAGCCCAUACAAUUUUGUUGACACACAUGACGCGUCACGUAACAGUAAUGCUCACCCCAUGGUAGGUCCAGACAAGGAAGGAAGUGAUACCCAUCCUCAGAGGAACAACAACACGCUUCAUAGUGACAUGUAUGGCCUCCCGAAAAGUGGCGCCAAUAAAAAUAGCGCAGCGUCUUCUUCAUUGUAUCAACCACAUUUUAACCCCCUACCAAACGGAGUACCCAUGCAGAGUAGUAACUCCUCCCUCUUUAAUCAGCUGUCGGGACUGAAGCAGAGCAUUCAGGAAAGCACUCACCAUCCCGAAGGAGUAGACGGAUCAUCACCAAAUGGGAACAUCCUAAAUGCAGGAAUGUAUCCGACCUCAUUACAACCGCAGAGUUACAAUGAUGUCACUAAAGGCAGUGCGAACCAAGACAGCCAUCUUUACGUGUCAAGCCAUGAAGGAAAAGCGUCUUACUCCUCUGCAUACCCCGAGCGGGAAAGCAGCGAAGGAGCUAUUAACGAUGCGUCGUCCAAGCAAGUGAGUCCCAGUAUUGAUGCGAAUGAACAAACUAGGGAUACUCUUCGUGCUCCCCCCGAGACUAAAAAAUCAAAUGAAGAUUUGCUGAGAUUAUUCAAGAGGGUGUUACCUCACGCAACCGUUAACAUUGUCCCAAAGAAUGAACACAUCGGUAGUAGUGGUAGUAAUGACACCAUGUUUAAUGCCUCAAUUGGGCAUACUGUUACCACUGCACAGAAUGCUGACUUCUCCGUGUCAGUUCCACGAAGCAACCACAUGGAGGGAAUUCAAAAUGAUUACAAACAACAGAUGGGCUUCAAAAGGGAACACAUCGACAUGCGAAUGACCCCAUCGAAUGAGCACAUCCGAAGGGACGAAGGGAAUAAUGGCAACUAUGCAAAUAUCAACAGCAACAGUAGUAGUGUCUACGCCCAGCGUGGAAAAGAAAUUCAAAACAAAGAUUUGCUAACAGCGAUGAUCAUGAGGAUGAAGCAGAAGGAAGAGCAACGAAAUGAUAGCAGCAAUCCCGUCGGAGCAAGUGCCCCCAGUACCAACAGGAUGAUGAUACCCCUUGGGAGGGAAGACUCCAUUCCAGCUAAUAUAAAGUCACACCUUUCGAACUUGGAUCUCUGUGAAUUGCUAAAGUGUUACCACUCUCUUAAUGUACAGCUGAUCCAGUUAAAAUUAUACUGGAUCGUCCACAAAAUCCAGGUGUAUGACUCUAUUGCAACUGGAGGAGGCAACGCCACGGAACUGAUGGAGAAGGAUAAAAAGAUAAUCGCCAAAGUGAAAGAAAUGAAGAUCCUCCUAGAUUAUGCCAACGAUUUGGUCAAAGAGACAUUUCAGAAAAACAGAAAAAAAUACGAAAGUGUGAUACAGCAGUUUACCGUUAUUCUCAAGCAGCAUGACAACCUGUACGAACAGAAGAAGGAGAAGAUCAUGCAGGAUCACUCAGACAAGCAGGCCAUUGUGCACUUCAUCUGUAACAUCGAAAAAAUUGUGCACAGAUAUGUCACAGCGAAUGGGGAGGAGCCCGUGUCUUCUUCUCCCUCUCUCAGGGGUUCCUAUCAGCACCUCAGCAUGGUCGUUGGCAGGGGGGAAGUCCAUCCGUCCACUACGCCCCUCACUAACGCACGGGAAUACAUUAGUGGUUUUAGCAGCGAUUACGCGGGAGGCUACCCCGAGGGUUACUCGAAAAACAUGAGGGACAUCGCACCCCCCAUGGAACUGCAACGAAAGUUGCUCAUGCAAAAGUUGAGAGAACAAGGCGGACGCAACAAUGGGCACUACGAUGAACAGAAUCUGAACCAGAACAAAAUGAGUCUUUCGGAGUACCAGAGAAAUUAUGCUCUAAAUGCAGUUGCAAGGGAUAAGGAUGAGCAGGCGAAAUUUUUCCUGAAGCGAAGUGGAGGGAACAAUGACUCCGGAGCAGCUGCUUCACUUGAGAUGACCUAUGCCGAAGAGCAGGAGGACAAGAAGAAUAGCCCAGUGGGAAGGGGACGCGGGUAUGAGGCCAUCAGCAGCGGGGGAAGCAUGUACUGUAGAGACGCCCAAAGUGUGGAAGUGUUCCCCCGCGAUGGGCGCGCCAUCGGUGGCCACAACGAUCACAAUAAUCAGAACAGUCAGGAUGAUCACAACAGCGACGGCACGUGCCCGUCCCCCCUCCUAAGCAGGAUCAACAAGUCACUGAUGAGCAAGCAGGGGAAGGAGGACGGCGCGCAAGACCGCGAUAGCGCCAAGGACAUGUCAGGCAGGUAUAGCCUGCUCGAACUUUUGAGACGGAAAAAGCAAAUCGAGCUGCAGAGUGGUGUACAAAGCGGAAUGCAGAGCGGAAUGCAGAGUGGCCUACUCAGCAGCCUUCGCGCCGCUGCCCAAGGUAGGGACGACCACAUGGACGCCAACUCCCUGCUGCGUGAAGCCAACCAAGGUGCGCAGGGGGGUAAGUACGCCGUGCAAGAGCAGGACAUAACUCACAGGAUAAAGAGCAUGAUGCACGUCAGUCCCAAGGAGGAGCAUCACUCGCACCAAGGGCAGCACCAGCAGAUUCCCACCCCCUCGCCAGACCACCUAAAUUACUAUUACCAAAAUGCCCAAGCGGGCCAAACCAAUUUCCACAGCCAGGCGAAACACGAAUGGAAGUCGGUAAACCAUUUCGAUCGGGUAAAAGCAGAACUCGACAUGAUAAUCAGCCCCAUGACCGAGACAAUGAAGCAGGACACACAUGCAAAUAAGCAACAUCAACAGUACCCUCCCCAAAAGAACUAUAUUCACUUUAGCGAUUACAACUCUUUUGUGAACAGCGCCAAAAUGAACCCUAGAGGGGUUAUGGUCAAUUCGAAAGAAGAUAUCUGCACCCCGAAAGGGAACGACCAGACGAAGGAAGUCGGCAGAGGUGGUGACUGUGCUGACGGGGCGAAUGGCUACUUGAGGAUGCUGAGCGGAGCACAUGGCAUACUAAAUGAGGCGAAUAAGGGUGAAAAUGGAAGUGGUCACUCCAAGCCAAUGAAUCUUAUACGAGGAAGUGGAGCCGCAGUUGGAGCAGUGGGCGGCGCCUUGAAUGAGCAGAGGCCAAUGGGAAGUGGAGAAAUGAACCUGAACUAUAUGGCCAACGGGGGAAACCAGAGCAAAGACCACCACCCGAUGACGCACCCCAACGUAUCGCAUCCGCCACAUGUUCUCCCUCCCUCGCAACCAGCGCAAAUUGUGUGCAAAAUUCCCAGCAUAUACAAAACGAGCAGCACCAGUAAAAGUGUGACGAGUUCAGGUGAAAAGAACAACUCAACGUACAACCUUUUCGAGAUGGAAGAAGGCAAACGUCCAGAUGCCUUGAGAGAUAAGUGCUGGCAGUAUGUGGACCCCAAGGGGGUAGUGCAGGGACCCUUCUUCCUUGACGAGAUGAGGAUUUGGAGCGAAAUGGGGUACUUCGAGCCCAUGUUGCCCGUCCGCUGCUGCCACUCUGAUCGCUUUGUUGCCCUGAACAAACUGUUCCCCCCUCCACAUAAACCCUUCACCAUUAUUCCGAAGCCACAGCCCAUAAUGCAGUGGGACGAGGAGUUAUAA